GGUAUGCGUGAGUAGCGGCACACCGUUUUGGCAUCUGUGUGGCAACAAUCGGAGCGAAGGCUAGGCGCUGGUUCUUGCCCAAAAACUGAAGAAUUUGGAGCGUUUGAUGAAGGACGAAGUGGACGAUACUUUGGACGGGACUAAUUUCCGGACCGAGAGCGCCAGGAUUGUUGAGGUGGAGAAUGGUAAACCGGACAAGGAGUACAGGGCAAGUGUACAGAUCCGGAUCAAUGGUGAUGAUUCCGUUGGUGCGAUUGGAACCAUCUCUCGGACCAUGACGUUCCCCUUCCGAAAAGACGCAAAGGCAGAUGAACAUGCCGAAAAGACGGUAUCGCAGAUGCGCCCAUACGACGAGUUCAUCGCCGAGGCACAACGCAGGUUCACCCCGACCAGCCCGUUAGAGGUAGAUAGUAGAGUUUCCACCAGGGAUUUCUGCGGGGUCACCGGCUAUCUGUCCAACACUGAUGGAGGACCUUCGACACGUUCGCAAAGUGGAAACAAGGCCGCCUAUUUUUAUAUCGAGUCUUUGAGCGUCCGGACUGUUUCGGGAAUGUAGCAGACUUGAUCCGCUGGAUUGCGUUCCCUUCCCUCACCGAUGGC
Molecule: messenger RNA, 600 nt
Organism: Filobasidium floriforme
Lineage: Eukaryota; Fungi; Basidiomycota; Tremellomycetes; Filobasidiales; Filobasidiaceae
Exons: 2
Coding region: 107-556 (149 amino acids)
Source: RefSeq, a predicted model, not a curated record